Messenger RNA from Camellia sinensis, 754 nucleotides. Lineage: Eukaryota; Viridiplantae; Streptophyta; Magnoliopsida; Ericales; Theaceae. The record is from RefSeq and is a predicted model, not a curated record.
AUGGGCGAGGAAUUGGCCAAACCAAGCCCUAUGCAGAAAAUGAAGGGGCUUGUGAUUGAAGAAAUGAUAGAGGGAACAGAUGAUGCAGAUGCAAACAAGUUUUUAGAGGUAUAUAUUGAUGAUGUGGCUAUGAAGACUGAAAUAUUUGAGGAACAUCUAAUUCAUCUAAGGUUGAUGCUUAAUGAUUGCCAGUUAGGUUUUAAUAUUCAUUGCUAUGCCCAAGGAGAAAGGGGAGCUCAGGUUCUUAUUGUUCCAGAACUUGUUGACUUUAUCACCCCAGCAUUGGACAAGGUUCCUGAAUGCAUCGACAAGCUUGCACAAGUUGAAAUAAAAAUAUGGGUUUUGACAGGAGAUAAAACUGCAAUUAAUAUUGGUUUUUCCUGUAGGUUACUUAGAGAAGGAAUGAAACCAGUAAUAUUAAACUCGGAGGCACCAGGGUUUAAAGUGCUGGAGAAAGCUAGGAAUGUGUCUGCCAUCCGUGAGAUGGCUUUAUUGAGUGGACUUAUGGAUAAUCCAUAUUGGUGUAUGGAGAAGAAUUUUCACUUUUGUGUAGAACUAAUAUAAUACUUUUGUCGUCCUCAGUUUUUGUGUAGUUCAUUAUUCUGAUACAGAAAAACUUUUGGCAAUCAACAGAUAAUGACUGUUGUGGUACAUAGAUCACCUUUUGUCAUGGUACAUAUAUACCAUUUGUCGGCAUACAUAUAGGAGUUUUGUCAUGGUCCAUAGAAAACUUUUGUCGUGGUACAUUAUCACC